GCAUCAGACAGGGUUCUACGACCAAUGAUUUUAACGAAGCAGCUAGAUUUAGCUUCGGGAUCUUCAGUCACUACACCAAGAAUAAACUUAGUGAAAGAACUAGAAAAAUUCAACCGAGAAAUGUCUAGGAAGGCUAGUGAGACAACCGAGGCAAAACCUGUGACCACAUCUUCAUCAGAGAGUGUAACAGUAGAGAAACCACCUACACCGACCCCUGUGCGAUCUGUGUCUAGACCUAACAUCCUAAGAGGACGUCCACAUUAUCGCCCUCAAAAGCGUUCAUCUUCUCUUGAUUCUGCAUCGGUAGCCUCUACAUCAACAACAACAACAACGACAACAACCUCUUCAUCACCAGCAUCAGAAUCAUUGUCAAAAGUAAUAAAGUCUGCUGCAAUAGCAUCUCGAAUUUCAUCAUUGGUAGAGAAGAACAAUGAUGUCAUGAAAUUUUCGCAAGACCUGAUUCAGUCAAAAUCGGAAGUGCGAUUCUUGAAAGGGGACCAAACACCAGUUUGUGCGGAUGCUGUGCUGACUAUUCCAAACCCAUCAUUCUUCGCGAGAACAUCAAAUGAAUCUACUUGUGUAUCUAGUGAAGUGUCAAAUUCUGAACCAAUAGUUUCUUCUGCUGUUUCAAAUAUACCUGUGUAUACUAAAGCAAACAUUAAUAACAGGAUACCUGAAGCUACAACUGCACCGGUAAUGCUGUCAAAAAAAGCUCAAAAUAUUCAAAAUUCAAAUAAUAAAAUGGUUAUAGGUAAUGUUUAUAAGACUUCAGUUGUAUCAGAUCCAACAGCUUUGCCAGUGUUGAUGCCAGUUGCAACAGAUAAAGCAUUUCCAGCCAGUCCAGAUGAUGUUGUUCUACCUGCGGGAAAAGGAAGUAACUCCGCGCCCUGUAGUCCUAGACACCGUUCAGAAUCACCUGACCGCAUGCUGCAGCUAUCACCAAGCUCACUGCCUGACCGUCUUCCCGAAGAACCUGAAACAUCUGCUCGGGAAGAAGCCGCAGACACCCUGCUUCAGUUGUCUCAGGAUUUUGUACCUCUCACACUUGGCAAUGUCAGUUUACUUGCUGCUAACCGUGAUCUUCUGACCUGUCCUACCCCAGGUUGUGACGGUUCCGGGCAUGUUUCCGGAAAUUAUAGUUCACACCGUAGUUUGUCUGGUUGCCCAUUGGCUGAUAGAGCAACAGUACAGGCCAAUCAGGUGGAACAGAAAUGUCCGACACCAGGAUGUGAUGGGUCAGGUCACGUGACGGGGAAUUACACAUCUCAUAGAAGUUUGUCAGGAUGUCCGAGGGCGGCAAAGCUUAAGAAAAUAUUUGGUAAAGAGAUUGAAAAACGAGAUGAUGAGCCAUUGAGAUGUCCUAUUCCAAACUGUGAUGGGUCAGGUCAUAUAACUGGAAAAUAUCUGUCUCAUAGAAGUGCCUCAGGUUGUCCACUUGCCAAUAGAUUUAAGCUUCAACGUAACAUUUUCCCAGGAAUUGACAGUAAUAGUGGUGUGGAUAUAUCUGCAGCCCUCAAGAUGGAACCUUGUGUUUGUCCAACACCUGGAUGUGAUGGGUCAGGUCAUGCCAAUGGUAACUUCCUGUCACAUCGAAGCUUGUCAGGUUGUCCACGAGCCACUCAAGCCAUGAAGAAGGCCAAGCUGAGUCCAGCAGAGAUGGCUGUACUCCAACAAAAGGUGGAGAAUGGUGAAGAUUUAAAUGAAGACAGAGAGCUAGAGGCAAUGGAUUGUGAAAUUAAAGAGUUAAAAACAGCCAACCUUACAGAAGAGUCACAGAUUAUAAAGCUGAAGGCAGAGAUUGCUUGUAUGGAAGUCAAGAUCCAGCAGAACGAGCACGAGAACUCCGUCAUUGACAUUCAGAACCAGCAACUGAAGGACUAUCUGCAGACGGUACGAUGUAAAAUCAUCGCCAGUCUUAACUGUGUCCGAUUUCCUGCCGUCGAGGAAGUUUUCCGAGAGGAAAAUUUUGAUAACUGCCUGAGUAUGAUACAUCAUCUGUACGCAUCUAGAGGCUCUACGGGAGAUUAUUACUUACAGAAUACAAUAAAAUUAGCUUUGUCGGACAUUCCAGUGGCCUAGAAUAUAAUCAUUACAAUUAGAAAUUAUUAAAUAACUUAUUACAUUUGGUUGUCACUAAUUUUAUAAGUCACAGUAGUUUAAGAUUUCUGUUUAGGAUUUAUUUAUUCGCUAAAAAGUCUAGAAUGUUUUUCACUCACUUGGUAACUGAAAGUGGCUUUCUGAUAGAUUUGGUCUGUUGCCACAAGAAUGCCAGCUUUGUGAAAAUGAACAGUAGAGGUAGUUAAUUUAUUUUUAUAACAAGUGUAAUUCAUGUACUUGUUAAUGCUUUCUAAAUGUGGUCAGGAACUGAUGUUUUAAUAUGUUUAUUUUUUUGAACUGCUGUGUUUUUUUAGUCAGAUAACUGGCAGAAUUGUUUUGGAUUCAUAAAUGUUUAACCUGUUGUUUGUGUUAUUGUUUGUGAUGUUAGUCUACAAGUUUUAUUUAUAUGUAAACCAUUUAUGUGGUGCUUUAGAAGGUAGGCUUGAAUAUAAUAAUGUUAUUUAUAACCAUAGAGAAUUGCUGGGAAAGUACAAAUGUAUAAAAAUUGUGGUUUUUAUUAACAUAAGUUAUUUAACAGGUGCUUUGAUAACGAACAUUGGGAGAUCAAGAUUUUUUUUGUUAUUACAUGUAUAUUAUUAUGAAUAUUUAUUAACCCUUGUUUCACAAUGGUGCUUGAAUUUGGUUAAGUUUCCAUACUCACAUGAUAUUGAUGGCCAACCAAACAUUAUUAUGUAUUAUUAUAGCAACAUUUUCAAUUAUUUUUUAACCAUGUUUAGAAGGGUAAGGGCAGAUAACUUAUGAUGUUUCAAUAAGUUUAAUUGUCCAUUUUGUGGAGUAGACCCCUAAAGACUGUUAGAAAGAUUUCAAGAUUUUGUUUUUCAAUUAAUUCACAAUACUAGUAAAUAUGAGGUGAAUAACAAAUUACAAAAAGUUUAUGAGGUUAAUAUAACUCACAUCUUAUAAUAUUCUUUCUACAUAGACAGGAGAAAGUACAUUUAUACAAAAUGAAAUAAAUUAUUUAAAAAAAAAAUUACAUAUGUACAGGACUGCUAUUUCACGGUUUUCAAUUAAAUUGGUUGUAAAUUUUAUCAUAUAACUGACUAUUUCAUUAAUUGAUCUACUUUAAAAUGGGUAUCCUUCAAGGGUAUCACAUACACACUUGUCAAAAUACAGAGUUUGCUAUACACAUAUUCAUCCUUGUGCAACUUUUAUCAUGUUGUCAAAAAAAUGAAAAAUGAGCCGCGUCACGACAAAACCAACAUAAAGUGUUUGCAACCAGCAUGGAUCCUGAUCAGACUGCGCGGAUGCGGAGGCUGGUCUGGAUCCAUGCUGGUCGCAAACCCAUUAUGUUGAUUUUGUCAUGGCGCGACUCAUUAAUGUUUAUCAUUGAUGCCAAAUUUCUUAAGAAAGGUUCUUCUUUUUGGAUGCCAGAGGAAGCAACAAUUUUAAAACACAUUUGUAUUGUUCUGUUAUAUUUUUCUUUAUUGUUUAUGAUUAAAUUCAUGUUAAUACAUUUUGAUGAUAUAUAAAUAUAGAAAGAAGGGUUUUUUUAACAUUUGAUGAUCAAUUAUAGAAGGGUUCUUUUGAAGUUGUCAGAGUUUUAUAUGAACAAAUAUCCUGGACCGAUCAAAUGUCUCUACAUAGAAUAUAAUGUUAAUUUAUAAAGUGAUAUGUGAACCUGUCAUACUGUGAAUUCACUUAAUGUCGUGGACAUGAAAUUUCGUGGUUUUGUCAUAAACAACAGUUUUUCGUGGGUAUUUGAAUUUAUUUACAGUUUAUUUUUCCAGAAGAUAAAAUGUAAAUAAUGUGAUGUAAAUUAAUCAUACAGCAGACAAAAUAAAAUUUCAUUUGAUCUUAAAUUUGUGGAUUGACCUAUCCACAAAAAUUAGUUCCCCACAAAUAAUAAUGAUUUUGCAGUUUUGUCUGUCUCCAUUUUACUUGUUAUUUUUAUUGAGGAUGUUUUUUUAAAUUUUUAUAAACAAGAUUUGCAGGUAUUGUAUUAUUAAAUUAUUUAAAUGGUCUAUUUAUAAAGUUACUGUUAAUAUUGUGCAAUAGUUGUGGGGUUAGUGCUUUUUGUGUUAUUUAUACAGUUAGUUGUUUUUGUUGUCAUUGUUUAAUAUAUACAAGUGUUUGUAAUAUUUAUUUAUUUAAGUUGGUGUUUUAACAUGUGUAUACUUUAUUGUUGUUUUUUAACCAGGCCUUUUUACUGAACAAAAAAAAACUGGUUUUGAUCAUUUAAACAUUAUUGGCAGAAAUUGUAGUUCUACGACAGUUUACUGCAUACAAAACAAAAUAUAAGUAAUAAUAAUAACAGAUGUGGGAGGUACCUGACCAAAUCCCAUUAUUCUGGAACAAAUAAAAUUAAUCAUCUGAAAGUGCUUUCAAGUUAUAUUUUAAAAAAUGGGACCAAUGGUAUUGAAUUUCCUGCAGGAAUUUUUAUCUUGACCAUGUUUUAAUUAUCAAGUUCUCUCCUUAUAAAUGUUAUUUUUGUCCAUGUCUUAUUUGUAUGACUUUAUGAAAUAAUUAUUCCAUGUUUUUUGUGUUUUUUUUUAAAUAUUAUGUAAAACCGGUACUAGUAAAUUUGUUGGGAGAAUGAUGAUCUGUUAAAAUCUCAAGAGUGUAAAAACUUCAUAUGUUAUAUACAUUAAUCUUAUCACAAUGUCCGUUAAACUGUUUUAAUUGAUUCAGAUUUACACUGUCCUGAUAUUCAUUGAAAUGUCUCAUUUUAAUUUAAAUUAUUUUUGUGUAUAUUUCUAUACUUGUAUGUGCAAUGUUGUGUCGUGCAAUAUAUCUGGUCAUAAAUUUUAUACCAGGGAUUAUUUGGAAAUAAAUUUAUCAAACUGUU
Messenger RNA from Ruditapes philippinarum (Manila clam), 4903 nucleotides. RefSeq names its product myelin transcription factor 1-like. Lineage: Eukaryota; Metazoa; Mollusca; Bivalvia; Venerida; Veneridae. The record is from RefSeq and is a predicted model, not a curated record. Gene Ontology annotation, molecular function: zinc ion binding; DNA-binding transcription factor activity, RNA polymerase II-specific; RNA polymerase II cis-regulatory region sequence-specific DNA binding. Gene Ontology annotation, biological process: regulation of transcription by RNA polymerase II. Gene Ontology annotation, cellular component: nucleus.